Messenger RNA from Haliotis rubra (blacklip abalone), 4677 nucleotides. RefSeq names its product Ig-like and fibronectin type-III domain-containing protein 2. The transcript has 33 exons. Gene Ontology annotation, biological process: cell-cell adhesion. The record is from RefSeq and is a predicted model, not a curated record. Bases 1085 to 4450 code for a protein of 1121 amino acids. Lineage: Eukaryota; Metazoa; Mollusca; Gastropoda; Lepetellida; Haliotidae. Gene Ontology annotation, molecular function: protein binding.
ACAGGUAACUUUGACAGGCCACUCAGGUGUAUAUGUCAGUGCGCCGUAGAUACAUAUGGUCUGUCAUGGUCUGUUAACUGUGUUAAAGUGCGUACACAUCUUUCAAACACUUUGCCAACCCAGGCUUGGUAUAUGAUAUAUGUUAGUUGGGAAAUCGUGCAGCGGUGAACAUUCUAGCACACCUGAAGAGGGGGUUACCUGUGUGACGGAAAAAGUGGUUUUCUUUCUAUCGUCUGUGGAUGUUUACAUUACAUGUGAAGUCGUAGUGGUCAGGCCUACCCCUCAAUUAUUGCGGCGUUCUCGGAGGCUCGCGCCGUGGUUUAUAUCUUUACGACACAUCUAGUGCUUGGAUAUUAGCGUGUUUAUCUGGGAUGGAAACUUGUUAACCUCGCCUAAACGUGACACGUUCUCAUUGCAGUAUUUCUGCUCCGAAUAAUGAUGAGGGCGACCCUCAGGAUGGUUGAAAGUAUUUUAUCAACUUGCCUUGUUGCAGCCAUCCUUACCUCAGUAUCUGGUGCUCCAACCAUAAUAACACCAUCAGAGACGGUGACAAGAACUAUCGGAGGGAUUGCCAUUCUGAGGUGUCAAGUCCGAGACAUAGGAAAUGCCACAAUCAACUGGUUAUUUGUGGACCACAAUACCCAAAUAUCUCAAGGAAGGACUGUCCUGGUGACUACGCAAGGGAAAUAUGGCUUUUUAUCCCCUAUAGACAAUUUAGCAACUCGGCAGUUGAAUCUCCAAAUAACAAAUUUGGACAUAACAGACGCAGGUCAAUAUCGAUGUUACGUGAGUGGUACAUCCCGGAACGGUGAAAGUGGUCCAGACUCUUCAAGUACGAGGUGCACCUGCUGUCCCAACCAUCACUGUGGAGCCAGCAAACUACACAGACUGUUGUGUCGAACAGAAUGUGUCUGCCUCCUGCCUACCUGCCUGCGUACCUGGUAAUGUCAGCCAGGAUGCACUGAACCCUCUGCAGGCAUGUGCCCUUGACCUUAACAAACUUCUGCACUGCUUCUCAGAUUCUCGGAAUCAUGCUGGUUGCUGUCACCGACGCCUUAUCCCCGACAUCUGCACUGACUUCUGCAUGAACAACCCCCCUCCACUCACAGCCAGCCACCUGAUGUGCCUCAACUUUGCCAGUGACAUCAUUUCUUGCUUUGAAGAAGGACAAGUAUUGCUGCCUGGUCCACCAACAGAGGUUUCUGUGUUGCCACUUUCUGCCAACACCAUCCUGGUCAACUGGCACCCUCCCACUAAAAACCCGACUGUCGUCACAAACUACAGGGUGUCCCAUAAACUAGCAUCAUCACAAGUAUAUCUGUCAUCGGGGUUGAUUGCUGGUAACACCAUCCAGUACACCUUGAUGGGCCUGCAGGAGGAGCAGGAUUAUGUCAUCUAUGUGACAGCUAUUGGGCAGCAUGGGUCCAGUCAGCCAUCAGAAAGACUGGUGACCAUGACCAUCACUGGUAGAAACAAUGCCAACCAGUCUGCUGAUAUUGAUGCUUGUUGCCAGAGACGUGGUGUCUCGCCAUACUGUCAGGUCAAACUCUGUCAAUCCUCCUCCUGGAGAAGACUGAAUCCAGACUCAGUCUCCAGCUGUUACUCUCAGCUUGAUGACAUCUUCCAAUGUCUGGCAGGAGGGCGUAACCACACCCUAUGCUGUAUGAACAAUAACGUCCCAGAAACAUGUCUUGGACUCUGUAGUGGGUCAACCCCACCCCUCAGCUGGAAUCACACCCAAUGUGUCCUCUCUAUGCCCAUCAUAAAUGCCUGUGUACUUCAAGGAUUCAGUAACUUACCUGGUGCUCCUCACACUGUGGCCUUGAAGUCUGUGACAACUUCAGACGCUGAACUGGAGUGGUCUGCCCCUACUGGGUCAGCUGCUGUUAAGGGUUACCUGGUCCAGACAAAAGAAAUAGGAGUAGAAGCUGACUUUGGUCAUACGAUGGAGGUCUCACAAAGGGUAGUGCAAUUAAUCAACCUUAAAGCAAACACAGAAUACGCAGCACGGGUCAUUGCUGUCGGCGAAACUUACAGCAGCCUCCCAUCAGAGACUGUAGUUUUCACCACUUACUCAGUUGCCCCAACACCUGAUACAAGCAUUGCUACAAUACACAAUUUUUCUGCUUGCUGCAUCGACAGCAACGUCCAGUCCACCUGCCAGCCUGCUUGCACCUAUGACACCAGAUCAGUCCUUGACUUCUAUAGGCAAACUGACAAAGCUCUGGCUUGCAUUGGGUCUCUGAAGACAAUUCUCACCUGUGCCUCAGAUGGUCGGGACCACCGGAGCUGUUGUAGACAGCGUUAUGUGCCUGAGGGGUGUCAAAUGUUCUGUAACUUCACCGACUCCUCACCGUCUUUGGAUGUCAGCCACGUGACAUGUCUGGCUGAGAUGGAAGACAUCAUCCAGUGUUACACCGAGGGAGUGUUAUACCUUCCCAAGCAUCCUGUGAAUGUGGAAGUUGUCAACAAGACUCAACAUACGGUGAUUGUGGCAUGGGAGAGGGCUGCGACUGGACCCAGUGUUGACUACUACACUGUCGCCUACACACCUGACCUCCUCACGUGGACCAGGGAAAAUGUUACAUCGACUUCAUAUAUCCUGCAAAACCUUGACCCUGGCACCAUGUACACAAUAGAGAUUAUCUCCGUCAACAGCAAUGGCACCAGCCCCCCCAGCAACAGGGUCAGCGUUUACACUGACACAGGAGCAGUCCUCCCUCCCCUGGUCAUUAAUGGCACGGUUGUUGAUGGAAGAGUCAUCUGGAAAGAUAAAAUAGACUGUUGUUUGGGGAACAACAUAUCAGCGCCAUGCCUGGGUCUCUGUACCGGCACAGCCCGUGACACACAUGAAAUGUGUUUAGACGAUGUCGCUGUCAUACUUGCAUGUGCCUCAGAUGGCAGGGAUCAUCGGCCAUGUUGUCAACAGAUUGGGGUUCCAGCUGCUUGUCUGUCCUUCUGUCAAGGUCAUAUAACCGGGAAGAACUUUGUGACUGCUGCAUGCAUUGCUUGGACCAGUCACAUUACAGGCUGUACCUUGGAUGGAGCAAAUGUGGUGCCAUCGGAACCCCGAAACAUGACAGCUGAGCAUGUUUCUAGUGGAGUGAUAAAGAUAACAUGGAAACCUUCAGCAGAGAACUGUGACAACAACAGCUGCACCUACAGCGUCCACUACUGGGAAACGAUAGCCUACAUCAGGGGUGGACCUGAAUCCCAAAGCGAAGAGAAUGUCCAGAGCCCUUACAACCUGGCGGGCCUACAGAGUAACAAAUACUACCGAGUGUCUGUAUCAGCACGGAACCAGUAUGGUGGCAGUCGGAUGGCGCCUGCUCAGACCCUUUUUAUGAAUGACUUUGGAAUACAAGACGUGAGCAUCAACUUCAGUCCUGAAGGAGUUAUAGACCUUGGUAGUCCUGUGAAGAUGUUCUGUGAUGUCAUCGCCAACCCUACGCCCAACAUCACCUGGACAAAAGACAGAAAGGUGGUCGGAACUGGAAGGAGGCUGGCUAUAAUGUCCGUUAAGGAAGCCGACAGUGGCUCGUAUACAUGUACCGCAUCAAAUGGGGGUGAUUCAAAAUCAGUCACAGUUCACUUGCCUGUCAGAUUUAAGCCCAAGGUUGUUGAAAAUCGAGAUGAUACUAAGAAUCCAAAAGAGGGUCUAACUGGAGUGAUAGCUUGUUGGUUUUCCGGCUUCCCUGAUGUCGUCAGCAUAAAAUGGAAGAAAGACAACAAGACCUUCACAGCUUCUUUACCCAAGGUGAAGGCCUAUAAUGAAGUCAGAAUUCACACAGGAAUAACAGUUGCACAGUUACGGAUCAACAAUGUUGUCGGCGGUGACUAUGCUGAUUACAUCUGCUCAGCAAGUAAUAAGUAUGGGACUGCCACUGGUGCUGUGAAACUCAUCGAUCCGUAUGCUCAAAUCCAGAUUCACCCAGCCGCCAGAGUGACCAAUGUCACAGCUUGCUGUAUACAAAAGAAAAUUGACCCAGACUGCAUGGUGGCCUGUUCCUUCGACAUCGACAUUGCAGCCAUCAUCAACAGACCAGAUCUGUUUAAAUGUGUGAACUUUCUCCCAACUUUUACCCAGUGUGCAGCAGAUGGAAGUGAUCAUAGUCAGUGCUGUAAGAAUGAGGGCGUGGCACCAUACUGUCUACCUUUUUGUUCUGGAAAUACACCAGGGACUGGGAACGCUUUGACAGAUCCUAAGAUGCUGCAGUGUAUUGACCACUCCGACAAGAUAAUUGGCUGUAUGGAAGAAAACAAAAAUAACAUCCCAGACGCACCAGUGAUGUUUGCUAAGAUCAAGGACAAACAGAUCCUCGUCACCUGGGACAGACCUAGCAAGAAUGGCCAGAAAGUGAAGCAGUACCUGGUAUAUGUACAGGAAGGGAGAGCGUCAAGAAGGAGCAUCACACCGUGUCCAAGAACUUCUUCUCUUACACUGUGGUGAACAUCAAGGCCAACAUCAACUACGCAGUAUGGGUAGUAGCCUCCAACGACUUCGGUACAAGCCAACCAUCGCAGAUCAGAAACAUACACGUGGGCGCUCUGUCACCCAAUCCUCCAUAUGAUCUUGAAGCUGUCGACGUCUCUUCAGGCAUCAGUCUGAUGUGGAAGAGUGCAACUGAUGGCCCACAACCGUCAGGAUUUGUUAUUUUCUACAAGAAAGUUCAAGAU